Molecule: messenger RNA, 1996 nt
Organism: Panonychus citri (citrus red mite)
Lineage: Eukaryota; Metazoa; Arthropoda; Arachnida; Trombidiformes; Tetranychidae
Product: DNA primase large subunit-like
Exons: 2
Coding region: 156-1979 (607 amino acids)
Biological process (GO): DNA replication, synthesis of primer
Cellular component (GO): alpha DNA polymerase:primase complex
Source: RefSeq, a predicted model, not a curated record
UUAAACAUAAGAUGAGAGAAAAUCUUUUGUCUGAUUGUUUAUGUUUCUUUUCAGUUUCUCUUUUAAUUUGAUUUUCUUAAUUGUUUCCAAUUAGUAUUAAUUGUUUUUUUUCUUUUAUUUAAUUUGUUUGUGUGUAUACAUUUUCCAUUAGUAAGAUGGAUUUCAAAUCUAAUCCGACACCUAAACGAAGGAAGCAAACCCAAGGGCAUGUCUCCGUUAUCCAAGAUUCUGAAGCCACUGAUGAUUUGUCUUUCUACAGUUUCCCUCCGGUUGGAAAAAUUGAUUUACUUGAAGUUAAUGAUAUGGUUGAUGAGCGUCUUUCCAUUUUAGAAGUGUUUGAAGAACUUAAAAUUAGUGAGAUGGGUCAUACAAAAAAUCUACCCGAUCAUCUUGGUACAAUAACUGAGCGUUUAAAGCAGGUCACCACAAAAUAUGGUGAUAAUUUUAUCACAACUCUUCAUGCUCGAACUUUGGGUGCUCAUAAUGCUUUAAAAAUCGAUGCCCGUCGUCGAGAUCAAAUCUCACAUUUUCUAUUGAGACUAUUCUUUUGUACGCCACAGGAUAAAAAGAAUUGGUUUGUGGCCAGAGAAUCUGAACUUCUCCGAUAUCGAUUGUUGAAAGAAACUGUUGGAAUUAAUAAACAAUCGAAAAUUGUUGCCAAGAUGAUUGCUGAUAACCAAUUGAACUUCGAACCCAUAACACUGGAUGACUCAAAAGAAAGUCGUGAUCUUAAACAGAACGCCUUAUUCUAUAGUUUAACAGUCAAUGAUAAUGAUAAAGCUCCAAUUUAUCGGAUCAGAUUUGAAGAAGCGUUGGAUGUUGUUAGAACGCGUAAAGCUUAUGUUGAAAGAGGUUUUGCUUAUGUCACGACCCAUGACAUGAUUUCUCUGAUUUGUCACAGGUUCAGAGGUGAACUAAACUAUGCUCUAUCUCGACUUGUCCAAGCUCGACCAGAUGAAGAUAACCGUUUGAUUCCAUUGAUCAGCAAUAUUUACAUGAAGAAAAUUGCUUCUGCCAGAAAAAUGCAAACCGAUGCAUCGGGAAACCUUAAAGAAGUGAUCACCCCUCACAUGGUUGAUGGUUUAGCUCUUGAACAUUUCCCACCCUGUAUGGAAAACAUUCAUCUCAAUUUACGUAAAAAUCAUCACAUAAAGUAUAACGGUCGAUUACACUACAGUUUGUUUCUCAAAGGAAUCGGACUGUCACUUGAAGAUGCGAUUAAAUUUUUCCGUGAUGAGUUUAUCCAGAAAAUUCCACCCGAGAAAUUUGACAAAGAAUAUAGAUAUGGUAUUCGAUACAAUUAUGGUAAAGAAGGUAAAAAGGUCGAUUUCAGUCCGUAUGGAUGUGAAAAGAUUAUCAAUUCAAGUCCUGGAAUAGGUGAUAUUCAUGGUUGUCCUUUUAAACACUUCGAACCUGGAAUGCUGAAAAAAUAUUUAUCACGAAAAGGAGCGAGUGAUGAAGUGAUUGAGUCAAUCGAAACUCUUUUAGAAGAGAAAAAUUAUUCAAAAGCUUGUUCAGUUUACUUUUCGGUUCGUCAUCCUGGACAUAAAUUACCCGAAGACGGUAUAACCCACCCUAACUCUUUCUACAGCGAAAGUAAAAAAGCUCUGGCCAAGAAUCCAAAGAGAGAGGAUAUUAUGAUAGACGACGAAAUUGAUAAUUUCCUUCUACCAGAGGAAACUCGUAUUCUUACCCAAGAAACUACAUCAUCACAAAACGAUGAAGAAGAGUCCGAACCAAUGGACGCAACGGAGACCAAUGAAUCUACUAUUUCACCUAAAGAUUUUACCAAUGAACAAACUAUGGAAGAUUUUGGAGAUAAACCCGAUCAUCUUGAGCCAGAUUCACUAUCAGAACUCGAAGUUAUCAAGAGAGUUAAUGAAACAAUCGAUUCUUCAAAAUUGGAAACACUCAUUGAAAGGAUAGAUGAUGAACCCAAGGAACAAGAAGCCGAUUAUCUUGAUGAACCAGAACAAUAAUCGUAAUAAAUUUUCAA